Epinephelus lanceolatus (giant grouper) is the source of this 2326-nucleotide messenger RNA. RefSeq names its product synaptotagmin-like 1 (gene sytl1). Gene Ontology annotation, molecular function: small GTPase binding; neurexin family protein binding. Gene Ontology annotation, biological process: intracellular protein transport; exocytosis. The record is from RefSeq and is a predicted model, not a curated record. Gene Ontology annotation, cellular component: exocytic vesicle; plasma membrane. Lineage: Eukaryota; Metazoa; Chordata; Actinopteri; Perciformes; Serranidae.
GGACAACAAGGAAAAAGUGACAUCCCACCUCCACCCUGCCAUUUUGUAAAACAUCCGUGUGUGUGUGUGUAUGUGUGUGUAUGUGUGUGUGAGUCAUAUCACACUUUACUCUCCCUCCGUGUUUUCUGUGCUCGCCUACCAGCUGACUGCAGCCUCUGUGCGGACUCACUAACUCUGGAGGGCGUGUUCACUGCGUUUACUCUGCACACAGACCUCGACACACUCACAUACACACACUCACACACACUCACACACACACCGCACUCCCAACAACUUUUCCCGAAACUUUUCUCCGAUGGAAGUGGCGGAAGCUCUCAAGUAAGGUUUAGGUGUCACGCUGUAAAAACUGUGGUGCACUUCCAUGAUAUCCUGUUUGCCAAACUCCUAACCCGAGGAGGAUUGCUUUGCGCAUGCCUUAAUUACACAGAGGGAUGGAGGGGGAGCUGACUGACUCUUCACUUGACUUGAGCCACCUGACAGACGAUGAGCAGUCCACCAUCCUGCAGGUCUUACAGCGUGACUUGGAGUUGCGUCUUCGCGAUGAAGGACGUGUAAGGGUCCUCGAGGAGACAGAGAAAGACAAAGCACGUUUUCGUUUUCUGUCUGGAGAAUGGUUCAGUGAGGAGCGCAGCAAACGCCAUCGCAACCGGUCGUCGGCCUAUGCGCUCGUCCACGCCACCAUACGUCACAGGAAGACCAAGAGCAGAGAUGUGCCCCUGGCUGGACUGUUCAACGGAGAGAGAGAGGAAACCUCGCUCAACAACAACACCUCUCCCGAGGCGGAGACGAGAUUGAAAGACGGCAACGCAGAGGAGAGUGGAGGGAGUCUAGCAAGUUUGAAACCUGCACUCACAUCCAGAACAAAAAGUCCCGCAACACAGAGUCUCGUGGUCAGAAAUAGUUCCUCAUCAUCCAAAGAGUGUGACAGGAGAAGUAAUGGCCACUCCGAGGAACUUGAGGAAGAAUUCGACGGUCACAACGGGGACACUGACUCUCUGAGCAGCAGUCUGACAGAGCCGGAUCCAGCUUCUGUGAUAACCAGCAGCUCCAAUGGCAGCCUUCAUUCGGGCUACACGCUCAGUGGAAGCAUGAUGAGUCUGUUCAGCUCAGGGGAUUUUGGAGUGGUGGAGGUGAAGGGCCGUAUCCAGUUCUCAUUGGCUUACGACACCCAGAAGGAGGAGCUGCACAUCAAAGUGUAUCGCUGCGAGGACAUUGCUCCGGCACGCAAGAAUCGCUCUGAUCCAUACGUCAAAACCUAUCUCCUGCCGGACAAGUCGAGUCACAGUAAGAAGAAAACUGCAGUGAAGAAGAAGACGCUAAACCCGGUCUAUGAUCAGACACUCCGAUAUAAAGUGCGGGUUGGAGAGCUGCGCAGCCGGACCUUGAACCUGUCUGUGUGGCAUGCCGAACCCCUGGGCAGAAAUGUGUUCCUCGGGGAGGUGGAAGUGUCUCUGAGCGUCUGGGACUGGACCUACACUCAGCCUCUGUGGCAGGACCUGCAGCCACGGGUUCAUUUGAAUCCAGACUCCAUCAGCAGUCGUGGGACCAUCUUGCUCUCUAUUAAGUUCAUCCCAGAUGGAUACGAGGGUGAUGGACUGCCUCUGACAGGAGAGCUUCACAUCUGGCUACGGGAAGCUCAAGGUCUCCUGGCCAACAAAGGGGGCGCUAUAGACUCCUUUGUCAGAAGCUACAUACUCCCAGACGCCAGUCGUCAGAGUGGUCAGAAGACGCGGGUGGUGAAGCGCUCCAUCAGCCCGACCUACAACCAUACCAUGGUGUACGAUGGCUUCCACACCAGCGACCUGAGAGAGGCCUGCGCUGAGCUGACUGUGUGGCAGCGUGAAGGGUUAAAGCAGCGCAUCCUAGGAGGGGUUCGUCUGAGCUGUGGAACUGGUCUGAGUUAUGGGGAGCCUGUCAGCUGGAUGGACUCCACAGAGGAUGAGGUCGCUGUGUGGACCUCCAUGAUCAAAAACCCAAACAACUGGAUCGACGCAACACUAUCAAUCAGAACUAACCUCACACAACGGAACGAUUGACUGAGACACGGCUUGCACGCAAACACAUGUUCAAAUAAUUGUCUGGAGUGAAAGGAAACCCUCAGCACAUUUAACCUCUCUGUCCACAGUUUUUCAUACAUACAGACACAUAAGUCAGUAGUGGUGCAAUAUCGUGAAUUAAUGGUGUAGAUCAGAAAUAUUUAGUCUGAAACCAAAUCUAUCUGCAUUUCAUGUUUUACUUGUAUGUUUUUGGUUCAGUCUGUGUCCUAUCUGACAAAAUUGUUGUAAUCUAUUGUAGUUUAUUAAUUAAAUAUCAAACCUGAACUGAU